This is a messenger RNA of Bemisia tabaci, 1625 nucleotides long. Lineage: Eukaryota; Metazoa; Arthropoda; Insecta; Hemiptera; Aleyrodidae. The record is from RefSeq and is a predicted model, not a curated record.
AGUGCGGCUGCUUUGGACGUCUGGAAAAGAGGAGCUCUGUUUGAAUUUUUAAAUGAAGUUACAAUAUAAAUCCCCAAAUGAACGAAUCAUCUACGUCAGAGUCUGGUGGAAUCUACGAUUUUUCCUCCGAAGAUGCUGCAUGGAUUUUGACGUCCGCAUUCAUAAUCUUCACGAUGCAAACAGGGUUCGGUUUGCUGGAGCUGGGCUGCGUCGCGCCGAAGAACGAAGUGAACAUAAUGAUGAAGAACUUGGCGGACAUGUUCCUGGGCGGCAUCACUUACUGGCUCUUCGGUUACGCGCUGAGCUUCGGCAGGAGCGAGCUCAACACCCCGUUCGUGGCCCUCGGAGACUUCGCACUCAACAUCGACAACGCCGAUCCCCAAAAGGGGGCCAUCUACACCUUCUUCGUCUUCCAGCUCUCCUUCGCCACCACCGCCACAACCAUCGUGUCUGGAGCUGUUGCCGAGAGGUGUGCCUUCAAGGCUUAUUGUCUUUUUUCUUUGAUCAACAACAUCGUGUACUGUUUGCCGGCUGGAUGGGUCUGGGGUGAGCACGGAUUUUUAGGCAAAAUGGGUGCUGUAGACAUCGCCGGUUCCUCUGUGGUUCAUUUGACUGGCGGCGUUACUGCGUUGGCCGCUGUCAUAAUGUUGGGCCCUCGAAUCGGAAGAUACGAGCUCGGAAUUGAGCCUCUGCCGUUGGGUAAACCGAGCAGCUGCGCUCAAGGAUUGUUCGUUCUCUGGUGGGGAUGGCUUGCAUUCAACUCCGGCAGUACUUACGGAGUGACAAAUGGGAAGAUAGACUACGCGGCAAAAGCAGCUGCGAUGACGAUGAUCUCUUCUUUCGGUGGAGGGACGGUCGGCCUUCUCUACUCCUUCCACACUCAAAACGGGCGCUGUUCCAUGAUGGACGUCGUCAACUCCGUCCUUGGAGCAUUGGUCGCAGUCACCGCUGGGUGUUUCUUGUACCAAUCGUGGGAAGCAUUACUUGUUGGUGCUAUUGGAGGACUUCUUGUUGCCUACAGUGUGCCUUUCUUCGACCGAUUAAACAUAGAUGAUCCAGUUGGGGCUUCGUCAGUUCAUGGAGUAUGCGGUAUGUGGGGCACAUUGGCGGUUGGACUGUUCGCUGAAAAUCCACUCCCUCUAGCAACUACCUAUGGAAGGAGCGGGUUAUUUCGAGGCGGAGGAUGGACGUUAUUCUUCGUCCAAUCCCUGACUGUCAUUUCGAUCGCAGUCUGGAGCUUCUUCGCAACAAUUGCUUUAUUAUGGGUAGUGAAUAAGAUAUUCCCCCUGCGGCUAGAGGCAUAUCAAGAGAUAAGAGGUGCAGAUUAUUACGAGCAUGGGAUAGAAGAUUCAGCCACCGAAAAAACUGCCAAGAGUAAUGGUCGUAUAUACUUGGAAGAGCUGGACUUUUUGCUGAAAAGAACAAAGGAUCUUAAAUUCGGUGGUAAUCUAAGAGUGACCCCUCAAAAAUCGGGAGACCCAAAAAAUCAGAGGAGGAUAAGCUCGAAUAACAAAUUUUUUAGGUCAAAAUUCAGACGAAAAAUAGUGAACGGAACGGAUGCGCCCCCAAUUGAUCCUUACGGGACCGAUUUCAAUUUCAACACACCCAUCGCUUGGAUAAACUAG